CUGUGUUUAGAAGCGAUCGGGCAAGUUCGUCAGAAAUGUGUGAGCACCAUCUUCUUAGUUCUGGGUAUGUUGCUCCCCUUUUGAAUGUUCACUCUCCAGACUCGCUGUACCUCCAAAACUUACGAGGCACUGGAGUCCAUCUAUCUGGGCUCCCGCAGAUGUCCUAUGGUAAAAGAGAGGUGUGCUCGCUCCCGUGGAGUUCUCAAAGUUCGUGCACUACUCCGGCCCACAGUCGCGCCUACAGUGGCUACUCUCAGCCGUUCUUUAGCAGUUCAGCCGCUGUGAGCGCAAGCCUCAACACUCACAAGAAGAGCUCACUGGAGGAAUCCGGGAGGUACUACUUCCAAGAUGUCAGCCACAAAUCAGAGGAGCCUGGACGACCUAAUGCAGCUUACGCAAGUGACCAAAGAAUCACUGGCUCUGCCAGCAAUGACGUUUCAAACUCGGAAAGGCGACAGCAGAACAGGCUUGCACAGAAUGAACUGAACUUCAGUGACCAGCCAGUGACUGAUGGGUCAAAGCAGUCUGUCGGCUCCAACGCUCAAUUUCAACCAUCAAUAAACAGCCAGACCAUCAGAUCAGCCUUCUCCGAUGGAUUGCCAUGGUGUGCCUCACAGGCUAGAUCAAGAAAAAAGAGAAAACCUUACACGAAGCCACAGUUAGCCGAACUGGAGAACGAAUUUAUGAUUAAUGAAUUUAUAAACCGACAGAAACGAAAGGAGCUUUCCGACAGAUUGGAACUGAGUGAUCAGCAAGUGAAAAUCUGGUUUCAGAACCGCAGGAUGAAGAAAAAAAGACUUAUGAUGCGCGAGCAUACCUUCACUGUUUACUGAUUUUAUUAUUGUUAUUAUUAUUAUUUACAAUCUAGGGUUUGUUUUUCAUGUGAUGACAUCAUUCAUACAUCUUUUAAACAUAUAACAGACUGUUCUUAUGGAGAUCCAAAUCCACCAAACCCUUCUAUCUGAAAACGGUUCCCAGACAGGAACAUAGUGUUGGCCCAGAUCCGGCCCAUAUUUGGCCCACGUGAAAUCCAUGAUCUCCCGACCACUUAUAAAAUGUCAUUUAAUAUUGAAGCUGAAUAUUUUGAAUAUAUAUUUGCCAAAAACUCGCAGCAUUUGUAUGUCGUGUGUGUGUGUGUGUGUGAAAAAAUAACAAUAAAAAUAAAAAGUAAAUGUAAUUCCAAAGUUGUAAUGUUAACAAUGUUAAAAGGUUUGCUUUGUAGUUUAGAACUACAGCAAAUUUGGAGUAUAUUGGAUUCAUAACAAAAUCUGUCAUCAUGUAUGGGCAGCUGAUAUAGCUACAUUAAUGGAGGCGUGAAAUUGUCAGACGUUCCAACCAUUCUAAUAGGCUACUUUUGAUAAAACCUCAUUUGUAUCUUCCGAUCUGAAAACACAAGUUGUAUUUUAUCAAAAAGUGUUAUGUGUAAUAUUUAUUAAGUGUUGUGUAAAUUAUGUAUUAUAUUAAACUUCUGUGUGCGAUAAUUGUAUGAAUCCGUGGUGAUUCAAAAUGCUCCAAUAAAAGCAGUGGGCCCUCUA
Messenger RNA from Carassius auratus (goldfish), 1535 nucleotides. RefSeq names its product homeobox protein Hox-D12a-like. The record is from RefSeq and is a predicted model, not a curated record. The transcript is spliced from 2 exons. NCBI's taxonomy places the organism in Eukaryota, Metazoa, Chordata, Actinopteri, Cypriniformes, Cyprinidae. The coding region runs from base 36 to 833 and encodes 265 amino acids. Gene Ontology annotation, biological process: regulation of DNA-templated transcription. Gene Ontology annotation, molecular function: DNA-binding transcription factor activity, RNA polymerase II-specific; sequence-specific double-stranded DNA binding.